This is a messenger RNA of Colletotrichum chrysophilum, 462 nucleotides long. RefSeq lists its product as uncharacterized. Lineage: Eukaryota; Fungi; Ascomycota; Sordariomycetes; Glomerellales; Glomerellaceae. The coding region runs from base 1 to 462 and encodes 153 amino acids. The transcript has 3 exons. The record is from RefSeq and is a predicted model, not a curated record.
AUGGGUGUCACACACAGCAUCGCCACGGAGGUUGAGAUUGCUGCGCCGCCAGCAAUGGUGAAAUCAGUGUUUCUCGACUGGCACCGCUUUGACGAGUGGACCAAAGUGUGGAAGAUGUCCACCAAGGACGAGUCCAAGAAGCCAUCCGAGCUGAAGGAGGGCGACAUCGUCAGCACCAACCUCAAGGGAAUGGCGUUCACACCUGUUAUUUUGGAAAACUCAAAAGAACUCUUCAGAUGGAAUGGGUCGCUUCCUUACAUCUUUUCAGGAGCCCACUCGUUUUACUUCCGGGCAAGCGAGAAGACGCCUGGAGGCACCACAAUGAUCCAGUCCGAAGACUUCAGUGGUCUCUUUGCAUUUUUGAUGAAGCCGUUUUGGGGAUUUGAGAAGAAGACAUUGGCAAACUGGAGGGAAUUUGAUGCGGAUAUCAAGCAGGAAAGCGAGAGGCUUUUAGGCCAAUGA